CGCAGCACGACCGACACCGCGAUGGACAGCUCGCCCACCGCCCUCUUCGACUCGUACGAACAGGACUUCCAGCAGAUCCUCCAGAGCAUACGCGACAAGCUCGACGGCGAUGCCGCCGACGCCCGCGGAGAACAGAAGAAGGCCGCCCUGCGCCGCGUCGAGAUGGAGCUCGACGAGGCAGACGAAAUGAUCUCCCAAAUGGAGAUCGAGAUCAACGGCAUCCCGCAGUCCCUCAAAGCCGCCUACCAAGCCCGCACGCGCACCGCCAAAGCCGACCUCGCGCGCGCCAAGAAGCGCUCCAAAGACGCCCACGCCCACCUCGCGCGCUCAGACCUCCUCGCGCGCUCCUCCUCCAGCCCCAACGGCGCGACGUCCGACGAGCCGUACGGCGCGGACGGCGUGCGGGGGGACAGGACGCGGCUGUUGGCGGGCACGGCGCUGCUGGAUGACGGGACGAGGAGGCUGCAGGAGAGCCAGCGCAUUGCGCUCGAGACGGAGGAGCAGGGCGCGGGGAUCCUGCGCAGCCUCCGCGGGCAGCGCGAGCAGAUCGAGAACGCGCGCGACACGCUUGGCACGGCGGAGACGUCGAUUGGGCGCGCGAGCGGGACGCUGAAGCAGAUGAUCAGACGGAUGUACCAGCAGCGCGUCGUCACGGGGGCCAUCAUCCUCGUGCUCGUGCUCCUCAUCGCCAUCAUCCUCUGGGAGAAGCUGCACUAGACCCCGCGUCGCGUCGCGCGCGCUCGCUGGCGAGAUCGGACAUUAGCGUUGCGUUGCGUUGCGUUGCGAUGCGUUGCGAUGCGAUGCGUUUUUGAGAGAGAGAGCGUGUGUGUGUGUGUGUUUGCUUGCUUGCGCGCGCGCGGCUUGGGGAGAGCGGGGCGCGGGUUCGAUUUAUGUAUGCUAGGCUUGGUCGGGAUGUGUGUCUUGUGUUCGUGCAUGUGUCGCCGUGAGGCCGUGUCGGACACUCGUUCGGCGCGUCGUCGUGUC
Molecule: messenger RNA, 984 nt
Organism: Heterobasidion irregulare TC 32-1
Lineage: Eukaryota; Fungi; Basidiomycota; Agaricomycetes; Russulales; Bondarzewiaceae
Exons: 5
Coding region: 22-717 (231 amino acids)
Biological process (GO): macroautophagy; vesicle fusion with Golgi apparatus; Golgi to vacuole transport
Cellular component (GO): SNARE complex; endoplasmic reticulum membrane; ER to Golgi transport vesicle membrane
Molecular function (GO): SNARE binding; SNAP receptor activity
Source: RefSeq, a predicted model, not a curated record